Messenger RNA from Dalotia coriaria, 2579 nucleotides. Its product is annotated as cyclin-dependent kinase-like 4. The transcript is spliced from 7 exons. Gene Ontology annotation, cellular component: cytoplasm; nucleus. NCBI's taxonomy places the organism in Eukaryota, Metazoa, Arthropoda, Insecta, Coleoptera, Staphylinidae. Bases 600 to 2315 code for a protein of 571 amino acids. The record is from RefSeq and is a predicted model, not a curated record. Gene Ontology annotation, molecular function: protein serine/threonine kinase activity; ATP binding. Gene Ontology annotation, biological process: intracellular signal transduction; protein phosphorylation.
GUAGGCCUAGAACGUAAACUUCAAAAAAAUAUGACAAUUUGAAAUCAUUUAGGUCAAUUUCAAAAUCGUUUGCAUUCGUUCAUUUCGGCACUUAAUAAAUUGUAUCAUCAAAGCCAACAUAUUCCUGCAAUACCCAUUCGAAUGACAUUACAUUUUCCUGAGAGCUUUUUGAUGGGUAUAAAUCAAAGUAUUUAGUUAUCUUGGUGUUAGAGGUGAAUGGUAGGCUGCUAGGACUGCAUAUAAAGGAGCAAUAAGGAGAAUGUACAAAUGGCGAAGAAAAUAAAAGUUGUGGAUUAGAUGUUUGUCGACUAAACUGGAGAGGCGUGGAAGAAAAACUGCGAAAAUUGAAGCGAAAGAGAGAAAAGGAAGAAUUAUCAAAACGUAAAGUUCAAAGCGGAGUUUUAAAGAAGUAUCCCAGUGGGCCAUGUCCAGAAGUGUCAUAAAGUGACAGAUUGCCAUAACAAAUCAUUUAGAUCAGUUUCAAAAUCGUUUGCAAUUCGUUCAUACUACAUUCGUUCAUAAUUCGGUACUCCAUAAAUUUUAUCAUCCAAGUCAACAUAUUCCUACAAUUCCCUUUAAGUUUCAUUUUUAGUUACAAUAUGGAGCGCUAUGAACAAAUCUCUGUCGUUGGUGAGGGUUCAUAUGGGGUUGUAUUGAAAUGUCGUCACCGGGAUUCGGACCAAAUAGUUGCUGUAAAGAAGUUCAUUGAAACAGAAGAAGAUGCCGUUAUCAGGAAGAUGGCUCUACGAGAGAUUCGAAUGCUGAAAAAACUGAAACACGAAAACUUAGUCACAAUGCUUGACGUAUUUCGACACCGGAAACGCUUUUAUCUUGUGUUUGAGUUUUUGGCGGGUACGGUUUUGGAUGAAAUUGAAAAGCAAAGCGGUGGAAUGGGCGAGGAAAAAUCCCGCGAUCGUAUAUACCAAGUGUUACGAGCAACUGCGUAUUGUCAUUCAAAUUAUAUCGUCCAUCGUGAUAUUAAACCAGAAAAUAUUCUUAUAUCGACGCAGGGCGUCGUAAAAUUAUGCGACUUUGGAUUCGCACGUAUAAUGACGUAUACUAUUGAACCAUGCACCGAAUAUGUCGCAACCCGGUGGUACCGAGCACCUGAAUUGCUUGUUGGCGAACAGCAGUAUGGUGCCGCCAUUGACAUUUGGGCUACUGGUUGUCUUUUUGCUGAAAUGCUCUCCGGUGAGCCCUUAUUUCCUGGUGAAAGCGAUAUCGAUCAGCUUUACUUAAUAUUGAAAGCCAUGGGAAAACCAUGUGCUCGUCAUCAAGCUCUAAUGGCAAAGAAUUCUACACUACGAGGAAUGGCCAAACCAAGCUCACAGACUGACUUGGCCGGUUUACACAAGAUGUGCCAGAAUUGGCCGCAAGGGAGCAUUGAUUUUUUAAUCAGUUUGCUCACAAUGGAUCCCCUUGUUCGCCCUACCAGUGAAGAACUACUGAAACAUAAGUUUUUUACGCAUGACAAUUUCCCACAACAAUUUUUACCGGCGCUACGCGAAAAGGUCAUGUCUGAGUUCAAUGCGAAUCCUUUACUACGCAAAUUCAAAACAGAGGUCUUGCAUUCCACGGACAGGGCUAGCAUUUCAGAAGAUAAGAAUUUGACAAAACGUCCUUCACAAUCAAAUUUAAACGAACCGCAUAACUGGAAAAUGAACCUCAUCGAAGGAAAUAUUAAGAGAAAGUUCUGUUGCGACAAUGCAGAAUUUCAAUUACCAGGACGCAAGUCUUACCGUGAAAAAACUGGAUUAACAUUUCUGAAGUCUACGAAAACACUGAAUAAAGUUGUGAGUGAGAAUGAUGUCAUCUCAUUAACAAAAUCAUUCGAAAAUAUGACAGCACGCUCGGAUGUGGGUCAAGAAUCGUCCGGCAGUACAAUAUCAAAUAUAAAUAUUCAAUCAAACUGUAACAUCAACGCUAUCAAAAAGUCGCCAUUAUUACUCCAAACUAUUACUCAGCCAUGCCUGAAGAAUGUAUUUACGCAAAAUCUAGGAAACCUUCCAUUUUCCAAUAAGAACGUCACCUACGCUACCACUCCUUCUAAAAGAUUAGACCGACAUUCCAUCCACGACCUAUUCAUUAACAUUGAACCUCUUCAUCUUGCACCAAGCACACUCAACAGUAACGUGAAAAGAAAAAGCAAAAUUAAAGAUGAUUUCACUUUGCCCAAUUUACCAGGAGCAACAACUAGUCCAAAUGAACCAAAGUCGAACAAAAUCAACGUAACGCCUGAGUCGUGCGAAAACAUCGUCACACCGAGAAUACUUUCUGCGUCUGGCUCACCCAAACACAUUUUACCACUCAUGUAGUUGGAUAGUUACAUGCGCUAGAUUCAUUCAGGAAUAUGUAGAUACCAACGUGGGAUAAAAAAUAAUCUCCGAAAGCAUCAGACGGAAACUUAACACACUACGACUAGGGAACAAUUCUGACAAACUUUUCCAUUUGUAUAUAUGUAACUAACUAUUUUAUCUGUCUAGAUCUUUUUGCAAUCCAAUAUUGAGCUUGUAUAGAUUAUUUUUAUAAUGAUUCCCAUCUCUGUACAUUUCAUUAAAAAAUAUACGAAUGCAAACAAA